CAUCUUGAAUUGGGGAGUCGGUGAACUUCGUUUUUAAGACCAAUCGUGGAUUCAACUUUUGGCAUAAAGAUUUUUAACGGGUUGCAGUAAUUGCAAAUUGAACCACGAUUCGAACAUAAAACUGCAGAGGGUGGAGUUGAUGAUCAACGAGGCCACCGUGGCCUGCAGUUGUUGACAUCUCUUCGUCGCUGCUACCAACACCAUUGGCGUCGCUUUAUCUUCUCCGUCGACUGUCGGUAACUCUUGCGUCGUCACCGGUGCUCUCCUCUUUGCCCCCUCAUUCGCACUCUUCCCCACUCACUCUCUUCCCUGCGCAGAUCGCAGCUCGCAGUCACAGCUCCUCCGCUGCAGAUCUCUUCUUGCUCUUACGUACUAACAAGAAAGUAAAGAUGAAGGUGAUCGAGAAGAUCAGGGAAGCUGCAAAGGAGGACAGAGUAAUCUUCUCCUUCGAGUACUUCCCACCCAAAACUGAGGAUGGUGUGGACAAUCUGUUUGAGAGGAUGGAGAGGAUGGUGGCCCACAAUCCGGCCUUCGGAGAUAUCACCUGGGGAGCUGGCGGAUCCACGGCCGACCUGACUCUCGACAUCUCUAACAGGAUGCAAAACAUGAUCUGCGUGGAGACCAUGAUGCAUUUGACUUGCACGAAUAUGCCGGUUGAUAAGAUCGAUCAUGCCCUUGACACUAUCAAAUCUAACGGCAUCCAGAAUGUGUUGGCCCUCCGUGGUGAUCCUCCUCAUGGACAGGAUAAGUUUGUGCAAGUAGAAGGUGGCUUUGCUUGCGCACUCGAUCUGGUGAGGCAUAUACGUGCCAAAUAUGGCGAUUACUUUGGCAUAACUGUUGCUGGUUACCCAGAGGCUCAUCCUGACAUGAUAACGGGUGAUGGCGGAGUUUCCGAAGAAGGCUAUCAAAGUGAUCUUGCCUAUUUAAAGAGGAAGGUUGAUGCAGGCAGUGAUCUAAUUAUUACCCAGCUAUUUUAUGACACAGACAUUUUCCUGAAGUUUGUGAAUGACUGUCGGGAAAUUGGGAUAACUUGUCCAAUCGUACCGGGUAUAAUGCCUAUAAAUAAUUACAAGGGUUUUUUGCGCAUGACUGGGUUUUGCAAAACUAAGAUACCAGAUGAAAUAAAGGCUGCCUUGGAGCCAAUUAAAGACAAUGAAGAAGCAGUGAGGGCAUAUGGUGUACACCUUGGAACUGAAAUGUGCCGGAAAAUUUUGGCUCAUGGUAUCAAAACACUCCAUUUGUACACUCUAAAUAUGGAGAAAUCAGCACUAGCCAUAUUGAUGAAUCUGGGAUUAAUUGAUGAAACAAAGGUUCAGAGGUCUUUACCAUGGAGACGUCCAACAAAUGCAUUUCGCUCAAAAGAAAGUGUUCGGCCUAUAUUUUGGGCAAAUCGUCCAAAGAGCUAUAUAUCUAGAACUGUGGGAUGGGAUCAAUAUCCACAGGGGAGAUGGGGUGAUUCCCGUAAUCCUUCUUAUGGAGCAUUGUCAGAUUAUCAGUUUAUGCGCCGUCGUUCUCGUAACAAGAAAAUCCAGGAGGAAUGGGGUGGUCCAUUAAAAUCCAUUGAAGAUGUACAUGAGAGAUUCAUAAACUUUUGCCUUGGAAAAAUUAGAAGCAAUCCUUGGUCAGAGCUGGAUGGGCUUCAGCCAGAGACAAUGAUGAUAAACAAAGAGCUGGAAAGUGUUAACUCGAAGGGUUUCCUUACAAUUAACAGCCAACCGCCAGUCAAUGGGGAAAAAUCUGACUCUCCUUCUGUUGGAUGGGGUGGACCUGGUGGAUAUGUAUAUCAGAAGGCCUACCUAGAAUUCUUCUGCUCUCCAGACAAGUUAAAUGUACUUGUCGAGAAAUGCAAAGAACUACCCUCUGUUACUUACAUGGCAGUAAACAAGGAAGGCAAAAGCAUUUCAAACGUAGAACCAAAUGAUGUAAAUGCAGUGACUUGGGGCGUCUUCCCAGCAAAAGAAAUUAUCCAGCCUACUGUUGUAGAUCCCGUCAGUUUCAUGGUUUGGAAGGAUGAGGCCUUUGACAUUUGGACCAACGGGUGGGCUUGCCUAUUCCAAGAAGGUGAUGUCUCGAGGCAAAUACUAGAGGAGGUACAAAAGAGUUAUUUCUUGGUCAGCCUGGUGGACAAUGAUUAUGUGAAGGGAAAUAUCUAUGCGGCUUUUAAGGACAUCUGAUGAUGAAUGUUGAGGAUAAAUCGAAGAAUUAUCUGUUCCAACUGUCCCGUCAAAUUAUUGCUUGAGCCAAUUUCCAGUUCAGUAUUGUCUGCUUGGGAGAUUUUGACUAUUUCGAUAAUGAAAUUGUUGUAGCAACUUGAAACUAUCUAAUAAAAGUUUAUUUGAGUACCGCUAAA
Molecule: messenger RNA, 2350 nt
Organism: Nymphaea colorata (pocket water lily)
Lineage: Eukaryota; Viridiplantae; Streptophyta; Magnoliopsida; Nymphaeales; Nymphaeaceae
Product: probable methylenetetrahydrofolate reductase
Exons: 13
Coding region: 390-2174 (594 amino acids)
Biological process (GO): tetrahydrofolate interconversion
Cellular component (GO): cytosol
Molecular function (GO): FAD binding; methylenetetrahydrofolate reductase [NAD(P)H] activity
Source: RefSeq, a predicted model, not a curated record